Messenger RNA from Drosophila obscura, 2066 nucleotides. Its product is annotated as pyruvate kinase. NCBI's taxonomy places the organism in Eukaryota, Metazoa, Arthropoda, Insecta, Diptera, Drosophilidae. The coding region runs from base 194 to 1795 and encodes 533 amino acids. The transcript has 4 exons. Gene Ontology annotation, molecular function: potassium ion binding; magnesium ion binding; pyruvate kinase activity. Gene Ontology annotation, biological process: glycolytic process. Gene Ontology annotation, cellular component: cytoplasm. The record is from RefSeq and is a predicted model, not a curated record.
AAAUUUUUCCUCGUCCUGAACAAAGCAGUCGGCGGCAUACACAAUUUUAGCCUUAUUUCGGGUUGCUUCUGCUUUUGCUGUCUCCGUUUCUGCUGUGCGUGUGCCUGUGCCUGUGCCUGGGACUGCCUUUCGUGUUGCAAAAUAUUCCAACUGUCGUUUGUUCAAUACUGCUGCUAACCAAGUAGGCAACAAUAUGGUGAACGUAACCAUGUACGAUGAGGCGCCCAAGCUCAAGCCCAAUCAAGUACCACAAGACAUGGCAGCCGCAGCUGAUACCCAACUGGAGCACAUGUGCCGCCUGCAGUUCGACUCGCCCAUUCCCCAUGUGCGUCUGUCCGGCAUCGUGUGCACCAUCGGCCCGGCCUCGAGCAGCGUCGAGAUGUUGGAGAAGAUGAUGGCCACCGGCAUGAACAUUGCCCGCAUGAACUUCUCGCACGGCUCCCACGAGUAUCACGCCCAGACGGUGGCCAAUGUCCGCCAGGCGGUGAAGAACUACUCGGCCAAGCUCGGCUACGAGCAUCCCGUGGCCAUUGCGCUGGACACCAAGGGACCCGAGAUCCGUACUGGUCUCAUUGGUGGCAGCGGCACCGCCGAGAUCGAGCUGAAGAAGGGCGAGACGAUCAAGCUGUCCACCAACAAGGACUUCCUGGAGAAGGGCUCCCUGGAGGUGGUCUAUGUGGACUACGAGAACAUCGUGAAGGUUGUCAAGCCCGGCAACCACAUCUUCGUCGAUGACGGCCUCAUCUCUUUGGUGGUGCGCGAGGUGACCAAGGAUACGGUCGUCUGCGAGGUGGAGAACGGCGGCGCUCUGGGCUCCCGCAAGGGUGUGAAUCUGCCCGGCGUGCCGGUGGAUUUGCCCGCCGUGUCGGAGAAGGACAAGUCCGAUCUGCAGUUUGGUGUGGAGCAGGAUGUCGACAUGGUCUUUGCCUCGUUCAUCCGCAAUGCCGCCGCUCUUGCUGAGAUCCGCAAGGUGCUCGGCGAGAAGGGAAAGAACAUCAAGAUCAUCUCGAAGAUCGAGAACCAGCAGGGCAUGCACAAUCUGGAUGAGAUUAUCGAGGCCGGAGACGGCAUCAUGGUGGCCCGUGGAGAUUUGGGCAUUGAGAUCCCAGCCGAGAAGGUGUUCCUGGCCCAAAAGGCCAUGAUUGCCCGCUGCAACAAGGCCGGCAAGCCCGUGAUCUGCGCCACCCAGAUGCUGGAGUCCAUGGUGAAGAAGCCCCGCCCCACUCGCGCUGAAAUCUCUGAUGUGGCCAAUGCUGUGCUCGAUGGCGCCGACUGCGUCAUGUUGUCCGGCGAGACAGCCAAGGGAGAGUACCCCCUGGAGUGUGUCCUGACCAUGGCCAAGACCUGCAAGGAGGCCGAAGCUGCUCUCUGGCAUGCGAAUCUGUUUGCCGAUCUGGUGAAAGGCGUAGCCGUCUUGGAUGCUGCUCAUGCUACGGCCAUAGCUGCCGUUGAGGCCGCCACCAAGGCUAAGGCUGCCGCCAUUGUGGUGAUCACCACCAGCGGAAAGUCUGCCUUCCAAGUGAGCAAGUACCGCCCACGCUGCCCCAUCAUUGCCGUUACCCGUAAUCCCCAGACGGCCCGACAGUCCCACCUCUACCGUGGCCUGGUGCCCCUCAUCUACAAGGAGCCAGCACAGAACGACUGGCUGAAGGAUGUGGACCAGCGCGUCCAGUUCGGUGUACAGGUGGGCAAGAAGAACGGCUUCAUCAAGACCGGUGACGCGGUCGUCGUUGUCACAGGCUGGAAGCAGGGCUCCGGCUUCACCAACACCAUUCGCAUUGUUGCCGUUGAAUAAAUCUUGUCGCUGAGGAAGUACCUAGAUGCGUCGCAGUAGCAGUAGCAGCAGCAGCAGCAGCAGCAGUAGCAGGCGUCGCAUUGAUUAAUGUUAAUAACCAAGUUAAUUUAUUAAUUGCGUAUAUUGGAAUAUCGAAAACAGGAAAGGAAAGGAGGAUAAGAACCGCAGUCAAUGCGCCGCCGCAGGCCGCCGACACACAAAUUUAAUUUAUCACUGUUGAAUAAUAUAGAGUGUUCUUCAAAAGGAAUAAUAAAUUUUAAUCAUGUAUGUA